AAAGACUUGAGCUGCGUUGUGAGGCAGAUGAUAGCAAUGGCGUUGGUGUAUCUGGCAGUAAACUUUGCCGGCCUCUACACCAAAUACCUGACAGACCGGGGACAGAGGAAGGCGUUCUUGGAGACCCAUCGCUCCACUGAGACAAGAUAUCACACACAAAAGGAAAACGACCAACAAGAAAGACUUCUACUCUCAGUGUUGCCAGACUUCGUAGCCAAAGAAAUGAUCAGAGACAUAGCGACGGAAGCAGAGAAAGGCUCGUUCACACCGCACCAGUUCCACCGCAUUUAUCUGCACUGCUACGAGAAUGUCAGCAUAUUAUUCGCUGAUAUCAAGGGAUUUACUGCUUGGGCCAGCCAAUGCAGUGCUCAAGAGCUUGUUCGAGUGCUCAAUGACCUGUUUGCCAAAUUCGAUAAGCUUGCAACGGUGAGUAGACAACAGUUUUGCCUUACUUUUCAUAUAUCAGUAUCAUUCUUAGUUCUCUAAAUC
Nilaparvata lugens (brown planthopper) is the source of this 489-nucleotide messenger RNA. Its product is annotated as adenylate cyclase type 8-like. The record is from RefSeq and is a predicted model, not a curated record. The coding region runs from base 28 to 486 and encodes 152 amino acids. Gene Ontology annotation, molecular function: adenylate cyclase activity. The transcript is spliced from 3 exons. Lineage: Eukaryota; Metazoa; Arthropoda; Insecta; Hemiptera; Delphacidae. Gene Ontology annotation, biological process: adenylate cyclase-activating G protein-coupled receptor signaling pathway; cAMP biosynthetic process; intracellular signal transduction.